Molecule: messenger RNA, 900 nt
Organism: Fusarium sp. VM40
Lineage: Eukaryota; Fungi; Ascomycota; Sordariomycetes; Hypocreales; Nectriaceae
Source: the annotation of a GenBank genome assembly
AUGUCUGUUGCCCGAUCUGAGCUCAGGUUUCGUGCUCCUCCGUCAAUGCAAUUGAGCGAUGGGUCUGCCAGCUGCAAAACGUCACCCCCAGAACCCAUCAACCUCAAUGAGACACCUGCCAACCGUGCAAACUCCCGAUUCGCCGUGAAAGGCAAUGCCAUUGUCACAGGUGGCGCCGGAGAUAUCGGUUCUGUCGCCUGUAGAGCCUUGCUUGAACACGGUCUGCACGGAUUAGCUAUUCUUGACCUUCACCCUGAUGCAGGUCAGAAAACAGUCGACAGUCUUCAGGCCGAAUUUCCAGAAGCAAAAAUCACAUUUACAAAGGUUGAUGUGACAGAUCCAGAAUCUGUCACCGCGGCUGUUGCGACAUCAGAGCAGGUCAUCGGCCCUGUCAAUAUUUGUCUUUGUUUUGCGGGCAUCGCCUUUGCUGCAAAUGCUCUGGACAUCACCCCGCAACAGUUCAAGACCAUGUUCGAUGUCAACACUACAGGCGCGUUUCUUGUUGCACAAGCUGUGGCGAAGUCCAUCGCAAGCAGUGGAACAGGUGGUACUAUCAUCCUGAUGGCGAGCAUAUCUGCCCACAUUGUCAAUUUUCCCCAACCACAAGUUCACUACAACGCUGCAAAGGCGGCUGUUAUUUCCAUGAAGAGCUCAUUGGCUGCGGAGUGGGCUACUCAUGGCAUCAGGGUCAACAGCAUCAGCCCUGGUUAUAUGGAUACCAUUCUGAACGAGGGUGAGGGGUUGGCGGAGCAUAGAGCCAUCUGGGCAAAGAGAACUCCUUUUGGCCGUAUGGGAAAGCCAGAAGAACUCACUGGAGCCAUCAUCUUGCUUGCAAGUAACGCCGGAAGUUACAUAACCGGUGCUGAUAUUAUUGUGGAUGGUGGAAUCAGUGUUUUGUAG